AGUAGAAACGAGAGAGUCAGUUUAUUCGCUGUUGGAUACUAAUCCGAUACAAAGGUGGAGCUCGUCGUUUCUGACAUAUAUUUCUUUGCCGAAAAACGACUUGGUGAGACACACGGCGGAUUUUCCACAAUAAGAAGAAAAGAAAGGAUAACAUGUCGGUCAACUUCAGGAGCGUCUUCAUAAGCGAUCCCGUAGAUGAGUCUUGUGGCGCGUUAUUAACCGAGCACGGAAUUUCGGUUACCACGAAAUAUAAGCUGUCCAAGGAUGAGCUGAUCAAGGAGUUACAGAAUCACGACGGUCUUAUUGUUCGAUCUGAAACCAAAGUCACGGCGGACGUUAUCGCCGCCUGUUCGAACCUCCGUGUGAUCGGACGAGCCGGUACCGGCGUCGACAACAUAGAUCUUCAAGCUGCUACGCGUAAAGGAAUCAUCGUACUGAACACUCCGGGCGGCAACAGCAUUAGUGCUUGCGAGCUAACAUGCGCUCUGAUCUCCGCGCUCGCGCGCAACGUGGCGCAAGCCGUGCAAUCGUUGAAAGAAGGUCGAUGGGAUCGGAAACUGUAUUCCGGAUUCGAGCUGUCUGGCAAAACCCUAGGAAUCCUUGGAAUGGGCCGCAUAGGCCGCGAAGUGGCCCACAGAAUGAAAAGCUUCGGCAUGAAUAUCGUCGCGUUCGAUCCCAUCCUUAAGCCCGAAGUCGCUGAUCAGCUUGAUGUUACGAAGAUGAGUCUGGACGAGAUAUGGCCUGUAGCCGACUACAUCACCGUCCACACGCCUCUCAUACCGCAAACCAGAAAUCUGAUUAACGCGACGACCUUGGCAAAAUGCAAGAAAGGCGUGUGUAUCAUUAAUGUAGCACGUGGUGGCAUUGUUGAUGAGGAAGCUCUCUUAAAUUCAUUGAAAUCCGGCCACUGUGGCGGAGCGGCUUUGGAUGUCUUUGUGGAAGAACCGCCGAAGAAUCCGAUUACUCUGGAGCUCAUUAAACAUCCGAAAGUCAUCGCGACACCUCAUCUUGGUGCUAGUACGGCGGAAGCCCAGCAACGAGUGGCGGUGGAGAUCGCACAGCAAUUUUUGGCUCUGUCCGGCAAAUCGACAGAGUAUACCGUCACCGGUAUUGUAAACGCUCCGGUCUUAUCGGCCGCCAUGACUAACGAGAAUGAACCCUGGAUAGAAUUGUCCAAGAAAUUGGGUCAAUUGGCCGGUCGUUUUCUCAAGGGCGAGCUGCACACUAUUAUUCACAGCCAGACUGUGGGAAGAAACAUGCAGGACAAACAGUUCAUACACACGGCCGUUUUAGUCGGCAUAUUAACCGGUCAGACGAAAAACGGCCUUAACUUGGUCAACGCGCCCACCUUGGCGCAAGAGAUCGGCGUGGAGUUGCACGAGAGCCACGUCGACGACGAAAACAAAGCGGUCGUCGUGAAAGUCGGAGAGCACAUGAUCAAAGGGACCGUACGCGACAAUGAAUUGCUGCUGCUCGCUCUCGAUGACGCCGUUUUCGUAAACGGCAUUGCGCUAAGAGAUCACAUGUGCCUGUAUCGUUCAAGCCGGGUGCAGGACAUGGCUAAUAUCGUGAACGUUUUCUCGUCGAAGGGUAUUAACAUUAACAACUUGAGCGCGAAUGGCAGCUGGUUGAUCAUUCAAACUAAUCAAGAAGUCGCGAUCGUAAUAGACGAAAUCGAGAGUUUUUAAGCGCGAUCUUCUGAGAAAAAUGCAACGAUAUUGAGCAGAAACAAAAGAAAGAAAAGUUCAGUAUUGUCUAAUUGAUAGAAAUACAAAGAGGUAUGUUUAGAAAGAUAUGUUUAUAUUCACCGCUUUAUAAUCAUGUCUUUCGAACAAUACUAUAAUAUAUCGAAGAGAUCCCUAUUCGUGGUGUCAAUAUUUAUUA
This is a messenger RNA of Pseudomyrmex gracilis, 1884 nucleotides long. RefSeq names its product hydroxypyruvate reductase. NCBI's taxonomy places the organism in Eukaryota, Metazoa, Arthropoda, Insecta, Hymenoptera, Formicidae. The transcript has 7 exons. Gene Ontology annotation, molecular function: phosphoglycerate dehydrogenase activity; NAD binding. The record is from RefSeq and is a predicted model, not a curated record. Gene Ontology annotation, biological process: L-serine biosynthetic process. The coding region runs from base 153 to 1688 and encodes 511 amino acids.